Culex quinquefasciatus (southern house mosquito) is the source of this 1012-nucleotide messenger RNA. Its product is annotated as microtubule-associated protein Jupiter. The transcript has 2 exons. The coding region runs from base 168 to 521 and encodes 117 amino acids. The record is from RefSeq and is a predicted model, not a curated record. Lineage: Eukaryota; Metazoa; Arthropoda; Insecta; Diptera; Culicidae. Gene Ontology annotation, cellular component: nucleus.
CUUAUCGGUAAAAGAUUAAAUCGAAGCAACCGUGUUUGGAAAAGAAGCGUGUGAAAAUUUGAGUGAAAAACCAUUGUGGUAAAAGGUGCGGUCUGCUUGAAUUGUUGUUAGGUGACCUCAUUUUCUGUUUGUUGAAAAAAGGAGAAGUUAGCGUUACUUUAGACAAAAUGGGUUCCACCGAGUACAGCAUUGGUCUUUCGGACGAGAAGAGCUCCAGCCGUGUGCUGAAGCCUCCGGGUGGCGGCCAUUCCGACAUCUUUGGUUCUCCGGAAGUGAAAGCCAACCCACCGCGGCCGAAAUACAACCAGCAGAACUCUUCCAACAUGAACGGCGUGAUGGGAACAAUGGAUCCGAACCUGAAAGGUAACUCAGCGCAGCCGGAAUCGGCCCAGGCUGCAGCUUCGGACGCACCCAAGGCUGCUGGCCAACCAUCGGCGGCUCCCGCUUCCGCCAACCAGUCGGACCAAUCUGGCGGACGAGCCCGUGUUCCCCCGGGUGGCUUUUCGUCUGGCCUUUGGUAAACGCUCAUGCUUGCAAAAAUACUCGGGGAAAAAUCAAAGCACAUUGACCUACAUCAACCAAAAGGGCAUCACUUGAAGAAUUCUUUUAUCAAAUUAUACAAAACCUCUCUUACCUUCGUACUUAUCGAUUAGAAUUGUAUGCCUCGAUUCACCGGCAGCCAGCCAAAGAUAAAUAACUCACUAUCAGUAUGACAAAUAUGCAUUUAAAACGACUUCACCAACACCGUAAAUGAUCUCCAAAAAAAGCUCCUAAUUUAUCCUUUAUCUCUCUCGUAUAAGUGCUUGAUAAUUAGGAUUAAAGAAAACAAAAAAGAAGGACCAUUCCUGAGCACUUUUUGCAAAACUUUUCGCUUUCGAAGUCGAUGUCUGACGCUAACUCUGCUCCAGCAAAAAAGAAAAAAAAGUACCGGAAGAUAAAUUGUAACCAGAUUUGUGACAAUUUAGAUUUCUGUAUUUGAUUGCCUGAACAAUAAAUAUGUAGUGCUAAAAGA